AAAACAUUCUACUGUACUAGUGUUCUACAAUUCUCUCUUUGUAUAUAAUAUACACAGUUACACAGACACCCCCACCUUUUAAACCUUGCCAUCUCUCUCUCUCUCUCUCUCUCGCUGAACAAACUUGUACAAUGGCUGUUACAUGUUCAGGGCCGUGUUAUAUUACUAAGAUGUUUGCAGGUUUAGUAAUAUAUAUGCUCCAAAUACAGAUAGCUUCAUCGGUUAUGAUAGCGAAGAGCAGGCACCACAACACUUUUUACAAACGGAGCCCAAUGAUCCAGGCCAACCAAACAAGCUGUGCUUUGUUUAUAGGCACUUGGGUCUAUGAUGAUACUUACCCGGUUUAUCAGUCCUCUGCUUGCUCCAUUAUUGACCCGGAAUUCAAUUGUCAAAUGUUCGGCCGACCCGAUACAGAUUACUUGAAAUACCGGUGGAAGCCAGUCAACUGUGAGCUACCUAGGUUUGACGGGGAGGAGUUUUUGAUAAAAAUGAGAGGGAAGAAUAUAAUGUUUGUGGGUGAUUCAUUAGGCCGAAACCAAUGGGAAUCACUGAUAUGUAUGAUAUCAGCGAGUGUGCCUCGUUCACCAACUCAGUUCAUUAGGGGAGAUCCUUUCUCAAGCUUUAAGUUUAUUGAGUAUGGUGUGGCAGUUCAGUUUUACAGAGCACCCUAUUUGGUGGAUAUUGAUUUAGUGCAAGGAAAAAGAAUAUUGAAAUUGGAAGAUAUGUCGAAAAAUGGAGGUGCCUGGAAAAAUGCAGAUGUGCUGUCGUUUAAUACGGGUCACUGGUGGACACACAAAGGAUCUCUUCAAGGGUGGGACUAUAUGGAAGCGGAGGGGCAGUUGUACCAAGAUAUGGAACGAUUGGUUGCCUUAGAAAGAGGACUGAGGACAUGGGCAAAAUGGGUUGAUGCAAAUGUUGACAAAAGCAAAACCAGAGUUUUCUUUCAAUCCAUCUCUCCCACACACUACAACCCGUCAGAGUGGAGUGCAGGCGCAACCUCAGUGGCCAAAAGUUGCUACGGUGAGAAAACACCAAUGAGUGGCACAGCUUACCCAGGCGCGUAUCCAGGCCAAAUGAAGGUCCUUGAUGCAGUGAUAAGGAACAUGAGUAACCCAGCUUAUAUACUUGACAUAACUAUGCUCUCUGCUAUGCGUAAAGACGCGCAUCCGUCUAUUUACAGUGGCGAUUUGAGCCCGGAACAGAGAGCCAAUCCUGACCAUUCUGCUGAUUGUAGUCACUGGUGCCUCCCUGGAUUACCUGAUACUUGGAAUCAGCUCUUCUAUACUGCACUGUUUUAUCAAUGAUUUAGCUCACUAUAUUACCAUUUGUAUCUAGUCAUGUUUUCUCAUUAAUUUUUCUAAAUAUCAUAUGAUCUAAAAUAGAGGCUGUUUACAUAAAAAUAUAUCUGUUUAUAUAGCUGUAAUGUUCACUCUGUUUCUCCAAGAAAAAGAAAUCUGGAGAUGUAUUAUUUUCAUAAUCUAAAGAAAUAACUUCUAAGAAGCUGUGUUGUUCA
Daucus carota subsp. sativus is the source of this 1513-nucleotide messenger RNA. Its product is annotated as protein PMR5. The transcript has 5 exons. Gene Ontology annotation, molecular function: O-acetyltransferase activity. The record is from RefSeq and is a predicted model, not a curated record. NCBI's taxonomy places the organism in Eukaryota, Viridiplantae, Streptophyta, Magnoliopsida, Apiales, Apiaceae. The coding region runs from base 132 to 1304 and encodes 390 amino acids. Gene Ontology annotation, cellular component: Golgi apparatus.